Molecule: messenger RNA, 771 nt
Organism: Miscanthus lutarioriparius
Lineage: Eukaryota; Viridiplantae; Streptophyta; Magnoliopsida; Poales; Poaceae
Source: the annotation of a GenBank genome assembly
AUGGCGACGUCGGCGGCGGCCGCCGUGGUCGUGUCGGCGUGGGCUCCGGCCGCUUCCUCCUCCUCGUCGUCCUCGUCCAUGGUUUGGGCUAGGCUUCCUCUUUGCUUCUGUUCCCUUUGUACUUUCGGCGUGGAUUGGGAAUGUGAUGAUGCUAACUGGGCGAGAUGUUCCGGCGUGGAGUACUUGCCUUGCCCUUUUACGAGGUCAACUGAACCUAUAGCUGUUUUAUGUUAUGUAUGCGAAGCAGUUGCACGAGCCGUCGCUGGCCAGAAUACAGUGGUGCAGUUGCCAUUAACCACUGGAAAUGUCGAGUCAGGGCGCCCGUAUCUGAUAGCAGAUGGAGGCGAUGUCGCCUUGCACGAGAUCAACGGGAAUGUUGUGAGAUUGAAGCUGCAGGGAGCACGUGGAUCGUGUCCAAGCUCAGUGACGACGAUGAAGAUGAGCAUUCAGCGACGCUUGAUGGAGAACAUACCAGAGAUCAGCGCAGUCGAACGUGUUGCAGACAAGGAGAUGGGGCUUAAGCUAAAUGAAGCAAAUGUUCAAAAGGUACUAGCUGAGAUUAGGCCAUACCUUGCUGGCAAAGGAGGUGGCGAGCUCGAGUUCACCAAGAUCGUUGGCCACACUGUGAAAGUCUGGCUCACAGGCCGAGCUGCAGGCGUGAAGACUGUUCAAGUGGCGCUAACUCAGAAGCUCCGAGAGAAGAUCCCAUCCAUUGCAGCCAUCCGUGUAUAUUGUCAUAAUUUUUGUGGAUAUCUGUAUGUCAGCUCCUAA